Camelina sativa (false flax) is the source of this 2155-nucleotide messenger RNA. RefSeq names its product putative cysteine-rich receptor-like protein kinase 31. The record is from RefSeq and is a predicted model, not a curated record. Gene Ontology annotation, biological process: defense response to bacterium; protein phosphorylation. Gene Ontology annotation, molecular function: ATP binding; protein serine/threonine kinase activity. Gene Ontology annotation, cellular component: plasma membrane. NCBI's taxonomy places the organism in Eukaryota, Viridiplantae, Streptophyta, Magnoliopsida, Brassicales, Brassicaceae.
AAUGCGUCUGAACAAUCUCUUUCUGAUCCUCUGUUUUGUCCACGCUGUUAGUUUCGGGUUUGUCUCUGCACAAACACAAAUAUGUGGGGAUUCAAUGUUUUUCACCCCCAACAGUUCUUACGAUACAAACCGUCGUCUCGUUCUCUCAACUCUUGCUUCCAACGUCAGUACUCGAAACAACCGCUUCUACAACGUCUCGGUCGGUGAAGGAGCUGGAAGGAUCUAUGCCUUAGGCCUCUGUAUCCCAGGGACUGAUCCAAAGGAAUGUUCCAAAUGUAUCCAACUCGCAUCCGAUGGUUUACUAAAGAAAUGUCCGAACCAGACUGACUCAUUCGACUGGCUUAUCGACGAGACCCUCUGUUUCGUUCGUUACUCCAAUAGCUCGUUUUUCAACAAGAUCGAUCUAGAGCCGACACAAACAAUAAGAGAUGCUCAAAUGUUCCAGGGGAACGUUACAGCUUAUACCAGAACAUGGGGCAAGUUUAUGGAAUUUAUGCUCACCCGAGUAGGUCCAACUCGUUACUUGGCAGAUACAUCUCCUCCGAUAGAUUCUCAUCGCAUAUACGUGCUGAUGCAGUGUAUUCCAGGGAUAUCCUCUGAUGACUGUGAAACUUGUCUUGAAGCAAAUGUGCGGGUGUACAAGACUUGCUGCAGUGGAUACAAAGGUGGUAUCGUCCUCACGCCGGUCUGUUAUUUCCGGUGGCAUUAUUAUCCAUAUUUUAAUGCCUUUACUGACACAUUUCUACCUCCUCAAGUUUCCCAACCCACGCCGCGUCCUCCUCCUCCAGAUGUGAAAAAAAUAUCUACGGGAGCUAUUGUGGGGAUUUUUGUUUCAGCGGUUACGUUAGUGGUGCUGCUCACUUUAGGAUUAGUUAUUUGGAAGAGAAGACAAUCAUACAGAACAUUAAAGCCUCAAACUGAUGAUGACAUGAUAAGUCCACAGUCUCUUCAAUUUGAUUUUGCAACAAUUGAAGGGGCAACCGAUACAUUUUCCAGCAAUAAUAAGCUAGGUCAAGGCGGAUUUGGUGAAGUUUACAAGGGUAUGUUACCAAAUGAAACCGAAAUUGCCGUGAAGCGGCUAUCAAGAAAUUCAGGACAAGGCACACAAGAGUUCAAGAACGAAGUUGUGAUUGUGGCGAAGCUUCAACACAAGAAUCUUGUUAGGCUUCUUGGGUUUUGCAUAGAAAGAGAUGAAAUGAUACUUGUCUACGAGUUUGUUCCUAACAAGAGCCUUGACUAUUUCCUCUUUGAUCCUGCAAAGAAGAGUCAACUAGAUUGGAAAAAACGGUACAAUAUCAUAGGAGGGAUUACGCGAGGGCUUCUCUAUCUUCAUCAAGACUCAAGGCUCACCAUCAUACACCGUGACAUCAAAGCAAGUAACAUUCUUUUAGACGCCGAUAUGAAUCCUAAAAUAGCAGAUUUUGGAAUGGCAAGGAAUUUUAGAGUGGACCAAACUGAAGACAAUACAGGAAGAGUUGUUGGAACCUUCGGUUAUAUGCCUCCAGAGUAUGUGACACAUGGCCAAUUCUCUACCAAAUCUGAUGUUUAUAGUUUUGGAGUAUUGGUUUUGGAGAUUGUUUGUGGCAAGAAAAAUAGCAGCUUCUAUCAGAUGGAGGAUUCUGGGGGAAAUUUGGUGACACAUGUUUGGAGGAUUUGGAACAAUAAAUCACCCUUAGAUCUCAUCGACCCUGCGAUAAAGGAAAGCUACGAUCAAGAUGAAGUCAUUCGAUGUAUCCAUAUCGGAAUUUUAUGUGUUCAAGAAACUCCAGCAGAUCGUCCAGCCAUGUCUGCAAUCUUUCAAAUGCUUACCAAUAGCUCUAUUACUCUACCUGUGCCUCGACCGCCCGGUUUUUUCUUCAGGAACAGACCCAAUUUAGACCCUUUAACCUAUGGAUCCGAGCCGGGGCAAACCAGAAGCAUGUCUGUUCCUUAUUCUAUAGACAGUGAAUCAAUCACAAGAGUUACUCCUCGCUGAAACUUUUGCUUCUGAACUCUGUAUUUAGCAUUAGUCCGUACAAUUUUCCUUGUAGCACAAACAAUUCUGUUCUUUUCAAAAUUUUGCAAGCUUCCCAAGUAGGUAAAAUAUAGACAUCAUCUGUUGUCGCUUUUAUGUAUUAAGAGUUUACUUGUGAAAUUAUAAUGCUUGACUGUAACA